GCGGCACACUUAAUCGCAGACCGGCAUUUACGAGAGUAAAAAUUCCACGUAAUUCUUUAGCAAGUGCGCGGACUGUUUUUAAUAUGCAGCAAAAAUUUUUACCAUUACUGUUAAUAGCUUUAUUAGUAUAUGCACUAACCGGUGUUCAAGGCAUUGAUGUACCACGGCCUCGCGGCGUUUCUUUAGUCAAGGCUCCGCUCUACCAACCGCAGCCGGAUGGAAAAUGGAGUUGCAUCGAUGGAAGCAGAACAAUACCAUUUACGCAGAUAAAUGACGAUUACUGUGAUUGCGCCGAUGGCAGCGAUGAGCCCGGCACCGCGGCCUGUCCCAAUGGACAAUUCCAUUGCCUCAACACCGGCCAUCAGUCCGUUGACAUUCCCAGCUCUCAGGUGCAGGAUGGAAUCUGCGACUGUUGCGAUGGCAGCGACGAACUGGAGGAGUCGCAAUGUGAAAACACUUGCGUUGCUUUAGGUGCCGCCGCUGCUAUUCAACGUCGGAACGAAGCGGAGCUUCAUAUGAAAGGUGCCGAGAAGCGGCAAGAGAUGAUCAACCGGGGCAAGCAACUGAAAGCGGAUCGAUCAGCACGUCGUUCCGAACUGAAUGCGCGCAUCAAGGAACAAGAAGCACUCAAAACUGAAAAGGAGCAGCUUAAGGCCACUGCCGAAGCCCUAGAACAUGAGGCCGUGGAAGCUUUCAAGGAGCAACAACGUGAACUAGAUGCGGACACUGCGCAAGCAGAGCAGGAGCCACAGCAAAUGCGACAGGAGGCCUCGCUCACUUUUGUGCGUUACGAUACAAACAAGGAUGGCUUCGUGGAGAUCACCGAAUUGAUGGUGGACAUGAAUCUCGAUCGGGAUCGCAAUGGAGUUGUCACUGUGGAGGAGGCCAAAUAUUUCUUGGACGAACGCGACCGCAUGGAUCUUGAUGCAUUCAUCACCCUGGCCUGGCCACGUAUCAAGCCACUGAAAAUGUUAGCUGAUGGACUGUUCCAGCCCCCAGUCUCCACGCCAGCGGAAGAGCGAGCGCCUCAGCAGGACAACUCAAAAGAUGCCCAGCAACUAGAGCCGGAGCCAACGGGAGAACAUGCGGACAUGGACGUGCCCGAUGAGGAAGACGGCGAGGAUGAGGAACAGUACGAUGAUGAGGAGCCCGAUGUGGGAGUUGGCGAAGCUACACCGGAUGUAGAGACAACCACAGCGGCGCCCAUCUACGAUCCUGAAACCCAGCGUCUGAUCGAACAGGCGAACGAGGCGCGCAAUGCGUACGAGGAGGUGGCUCGACAUAUACGUGAGAUCGAGCAUGAAAUCAAGGAACUGGAUGAACAGGAGGGCAAAGACUACGGACCCAAUGAGGAGUGGUCGGUGCUGGAUGGCGAGUGCUACACCUUUGAGGAUCGUGAAUAUGUUUACACACUGUGCCCCUUCGAUCGGGUGUCGCAGAAGCCGCGUAAUGGCGGUGCGGAAACCACUUUGGGUCGAUGGGAUCAAUGGGUAGGCGAGGGCGCCAAUAAAUAUACAAAACAAAGGUAUGCACAAGGCGCCGCCUGCUGGAACGGACCGCAGCGCUCGGCGAUUAUCAAUAUCAAGUGUGCAUUGGAACCGCGCAUCACGUCGGUUAGCGAGCCGAAUCGUUGCGAAUACUAUUAUGAAUUUGAGACGCCCGCCGCUUGCGAUAGUGAUGCCUACACAGCCUCUGCACAGAGCCAGCACGACGAGCUUUAAG
This is a messenger RNA of Drosophila navojoa, 1722 nucleotides long. RefSeq names its product glucosidase 2 subunit beta (gene GCS2beta). Lineage: Eukaryota; Metazoa; Arthropoda; Insecta; Diptera; Drosophilidae. Gene Ontology annotation, molecular function: protein binding. Gene Ontology annotation, biological process: N-glycan processing. The record is from RefSeq and is a predicted model, not a curated record. Gene Ontology annotation, cellular component: glucosidase II complex.